Messenger RNA from Solanum pennellii, 1182 nucleotides. RefSeq names its product L-tryptophan--pyruvate aminotransferase 1-like. The record is from RefSeq and is a predicted model, not a curated record. Gene Ontology annotation, biological process: amino acid metabolic process. The transcript is spliced from 5 exons. NCBI's taxonomy places the organism in Eukaryota, Viridiplantae, Streptophyta, Magnoliopsida, Solanales, Solanaceae. Gene Ontology annotation, molecular function: transaminase activity; carbon-sulfur lyase activity. Bases 1 to 1182 code for a protein of 393 amino acids.
AUGAGUGGCGCAGAUGGUUGUCUUGUCAUGUGUUCUUCAUUCCCUUGUGCAACUCCAGAAAAUGGCACAAGGGAUACUUCCCCCACUAUUGUUCUUGAUCAUGGUGAUCCAACAAUGUAUGAGUCAUAUUGGCAAAAAAUGGGGAACAAGUGUAACAUAACAUUCAAUGGUAAUGAUUCAUUGAGUUAUUUUGCUAAUGGUAAGAGCUUGUGUUGGUUCUUGGAGUCAAAACUAGAGGAACAAAUUAAGAGGCUGCACAAAAUAGUUGGGAAUGCAAUUGUGGAUAAUAAUUAUAUUGUUGUUGGCACUGGAUCGAGCCAGCUUGUGCAGGCUGCCCUUUAUGCUCUUUCACCAUCUGAUCAACUUGAACCAAUCAGCGUAGUUUCAGCUUCACCUUUUUAUUCGGCAUAUCCUGAUAUGACUGAUUUUGUGAGGUCAGGACUACAUAAAUGGGCUGGAGAUGCAAAUCUUUUUGAGAAAGAUGGACCUUAUAUUGAGUUGAUUACAUCUCCAAAUAAUCCUGAUGGAAUUAUUAGAGAGCCUGUAGUUAAUGGAGAACAAGGAAAAUUAAUAUACGAUUUAGCUUAUUAUUGGCCACAGUAUACUUCUAUUACUUCACCUGCUAAUCAUGAUGUUAUGCUAUUUACUAUUUCCAAAUGCACUGGUCAUGCUGGUUCGAGAAUUGGUUGGGCACUUGUUAAAGACAAAGAGGUGGCAGGGAAGAUGACAAAGUUCAUGGAGAUUAGUACAAUUGGUGUAUCAAAAGAAGCUCAACUUAGAGCUGGUAAAAUUCUUGAAGUGGUCUCUGAUAGUUGUUUGGAUUUUACAUUGGAAAAUUUCUUUGAAUAUAGUCGGUCUCUUAUGACUGACAGAUGGCAGAGGUUAAGACAAGUUGUUACGGACAAUGACAUUUUUUUCAUCCAAAACUACCCUCGUCAAUAUUGCCUCUUCACAAAAGACGUGUGUGAAUCACACCCUGCUUUUGCAUGGCUAAUUUGCAAAGGAGGUGAAGAGGAGGACUGUGAAAAGCUUCUUAAAGAACACAAGAUUCAAACAAGGAGUGGAAGAAGAUUUGGAACUGACUCAAGAAAGGUUAGGAUAAGUAUGCUGAGUAGAGAUGAAGACUUCAACAUUUUUCUGAAGAGGCUUAUGACUAUUAAGGGAUGUAUAAAUAAAAAAUAA